AUGGCUCCAGCCCAAUUGCGUCUGGUCUUUCUAACUAUUUUCCUACGUUUCAUAGCUGCACAGAAUGAUGGUUCUGUAUCUGUUGGUGCAUCACUCACAGCCACAUCCGAUGUGAAACCAUGGCUUUCAUCUUCUGGUGAAUUUGCCUUUGGGUUCAAACAAGUUCAAGGGAACGAUAAUUUCUUGGUAUCCAUAUGGUACGAAAAGAUACCUGAUAAGACCAUUGUCUGGUAUCCAGAAGAAGGUCGGAUGGUGCCUACAGGAUCCAAAGUUGAGCUACUUCGUGCAAGUGGACUCGUACUCACUGAUCCUCAGGGUACAGAGGUAUGGAGAUCUGGGUCUAUUUCCGCUGUUGCAUCAGGUUUUAUGAAUGAUACAGGUAACUUUGUGAUUUUUGGUAGCAAUUCUCGCAAGUUAUGGGGUAGUUUUGAUUUUCCAGCAAACACCCUGUUGCCUACUCAGGUUAUGAAGACAGGUGGAGGGAUGAAUUCAACAAUCAGUGCAACAAACUUCUCUGGUGGACGAUUCCAGUUACGUCUGCUUCAAGAUGGGAAUCUUGUUCUUAACACUCGAGAUAUACUUUCAGGUAAUGCUUAUAAUGCCUACUAUACCAGUGACACUUAUGAUGCCACCAAUUCAACAAAUUCCGGUGAACAAGUGAUCUUCGAUGCAACGGGAUACAUGUAUAUAUUGAGAAGAAAUGGCCAAAGAUUUGAUCUUACUCCAAGAGACUCAUUUCCUUCUGGAGACUAUUAUCAUAGGGCUACUCUAGAUUCUGAUGGUGUUGUUCGUCAAUACUACUACCCCAAGAAUGCCACUGGCAAUACAAUCUGGGAAGUAAUAUGGUUUCUGCCAGAAGACAUAUGUAAUAUAUAUGGGCGUCUAGGCAGUGGAGCUUGUGGGUAUAACAAUAUUUGCCGAUUUAAUGGUAAUAGCCCAAUUAGCUGUGAAUGCCCGCAGGGGUUCUCAUUGCAUGACCCAAAUAAUCCAAGUGGUGAUUGCAAGCCUGAUUUCACUCCAACAUGUGAUGAAGUUGACCCCAUUGAUUUCAUCGAGCUUCAUAAUAUUGAUUGGCCAAUGUCGGACUAUGUGGACAUGAAGCCGAGUGAUGAAGACACCUGCAAAAGUUCCUGCUUGGAAGAUUGUUACUGUGCUGUUGCAAUAUACAGGGACAUCGAAUGUUGGAAGAAGAGGCUUCCACUCUCUAAUGGGAGGCAGGUUGCUUCAGCUAAUGUUAAGGCGUUCGUGAAACACCGGAUAGGUGAUGGUCCUGUUCAAAACCCUCCUCUUCAAAGUCCUCCUCUUCAAUAUCUUUUCCGCACCAGAAUAUCAAUCAUAAAUUAA
Molecule: messenger RNA, 1344 nt
Organism: Lactuca virosa
Lineage: Eukaryota; Viridiplantae; Streptophyta; Magnoliopsida; Asterales; Asteraceae
Source: the annotation of a GenBank genome assembly